Molecule: messenger RNA, 3066 nt
Organism: Lindgomyces ingoldianus
Lineage: Eukaryota; Fungi; Ascomycota; Dothideomycetes; Pleosporales; Lindgomycetaceae
Exons: 25
Coding region: 1-3066 (1021 amino acids)
Biological process (GO): regulation of intracellular pH; proton transmembrane transport
Cellular component (GO): plasma membrane
Molecular function (GO): nucleotide binding; P-type proton-exporting transporter activity
Source: RefSeq, a predicted model, not a curated record
AUGUCCUCGACCGAGUUGCUUAUUCAUUCCUGUGCGGACAACCUCGGCCCUUCGCUGUUCUCUCUUCUAAGGUUGCAUUUUCAAUCAAAACAUGAUUCCCUUACCCUCAAACCCUCAAAAUGGAAAGAGAGUCGCAAGCUGAGCCGUAGAAAGCUUGAUAGUUGGAUGAUAGAGGCUUGGAAAGGCCUCAACACUCUCCAGGAGAUCCGUGGCCUGCCGCGAGCUACGAACAUCCCCUCAACAACAUUAACGUCAUCGUCUAACCAUUCACCUAUUUUACCCCUUCGGAACUUUCAUUGUCUUUACCACAUAUGUGCCAUUUUCCGGUCUUCCUGCCAUUCGACUAGUUUCCUAAGCUCCUCCAGUAGUCAAUCAUGGACCUUAAGUUUUUCCAGGCUAAUCAUUGUGCUGCCAGCACUGCCAUUCCCCUUUCUGGUCCCAACUUUACCAAAAUCCCUCAAUUUCAGCGGGCGGAUCGACCAAUUGUCUCGGCGAACGAUUCCCUCUCGCAAAAUCCUAUCGACGUCAAUUAGGGUCCAAUGGGUGCAUAAAACGCAUAUUCCCCCCCCUCCACUGAAUUUUGAGUUCGCUUAUAUGAGGUUCCAUGGAGGGAAGAGAGGAGAUGGCAUUGAGAAGGGAGAAGGGGACAACGGCAACUUCGUUGUCAACAGGUCGAAGUCUGUUGUGAGUUUUAGCGGGCUAGAAGGUAUGGACGAAUACACUGCUGUCCAACGAUAUGUCACUUCAUAUCGGACCCAAGAGCUAUACAGACGAAUAAUUCGACCGGCAGCAAAAGGGAGCUUCCUCCCAAGCCAAACCUACCGAUCAGGGACUGUUCCAGAGAACUGGUUGGAUACAGAUAUCCACCAAGGGAUCUCUAUUGCUGAUGCGGGUGUCGGGUGUAAUAAAAUUACGGCAGAGAAGGAGAAUAUAUUGAAGAAGUUUCUCGGCUACUUCACUAGGCCCAUCCUCGAAGGUUUAAUUUCUAGCAAUGUUAAUCUCUCAAGAUCAGCUAACAUGGAUGAAGUCGUGAAAAUCGCUACUCUUUUCGCUGGCUUGAGCCUUGAAGGGCGAUAUGCUAUGAAGGCAACCGUGAUUGAGAUGGCUCGCAGCAUUCCUGGAGCUAUCGUAAGGCGGACAUUGAUGUCAUAUAGGAGGCUCGCUGCCUUCGAUACGUCAUCAUCGAAGAAAGCCAAACAGUACCAGCUGAUGCUCACAUUACUGACUGAUGAUGAAGAAGAUUCUGAGAAUCCAGUAUUGCAAGGCCAUGCAAUUGUAGCCACCGAUCAGUCUGCCGUUCCUGGAGAAUCUCUUGCUAUUGGUAAAUAUAUGGGUGAAGUUGGUGAGUCAAUCUCGUUUCCCGUUAUUGAAUCUGUAUUAGAGGCGAACCCUAUAGCAUCCCUCGUGGAAGGUGCCAUAGCUCAGGAACAUUUCAAGGCAAUAAUGAACUCAAUUAGGACGUUAUUACUCGUUCUAGUUGUGUUCUGGACCAUGGUAGCUUGGAUUAGAGGUUUCUUCCGCCGCCUGAAGAUUGCAACUCCUUCCAACGGCUCCGCCAAUCUUCUAAACUAUGCUUUAAUUUUCCUUAUUGUUGGCGUUCUUGCCUUUGAGAAGGGGAAACGAUCGCAGACGCUAACGAAACCCAGCCUACCCGUCGCCACCACUACCACGUUGGCAGUUGGUGCUGCAUAUCUGGCGAAGCAGAAGGCGAUUGUUCAGAAACCCACUGUCAUUGAAUCAUUGGCUGGUGUCGAUGUGCUAUGCUCCGACAAAACGGGAAUAUUGGCGGCUAAUCAGUUGAGUAUUCGAGGCUUAUACGUAGCCGAGGGUCAAGACGUGAACUGGAUGAUGGCGGUUGCCGCUCUGGCCUCCUCCUAUAAUCUUAAAUCUCUAGAUCUAAUUGAUAAACACACGAGGUUCUGGGGUAAGGCUGGAAGACUGAAACAUUUACUCCCUUCGAUCCAAUUUUCAAAUGUAUCACGACCGUAUAUCACAUGGGCGGCGACAAAUACUUCUGUGCAAAGGGAGCUCCGAAAGCCAUUCUCAACUUUUCAAUUUUCGAGCUACCAAUUUUGCCCGAAAAGGCUUCAGGUCCCUUGGGGUUGCAUACCAAAAAGACGGCGUACGACCGCACAGACCAUUGUCGAGACUCAACAACUUAGAGUACUUGUUAAGAUGUUGACUGGAGAUGCAAUCGCAAAUUCUAAUGAAACGGGCAAGAUACUAUCAUUGGGAAUGAAGGUUUACAACUCUCAGAAGCUCAUCCACGGUGGUCUAAGGUACAUUGCGACUCUUUUCCAACUAAUUCCAAAAAUUGGAACAACGCAGCACGACUUUGUGGAGCGUGUAGAUGGAUUAGCGGAGGUUUUCCCCGAGCAUAAGUAUCAUGUCGUCGAGAUGCCACAGCAACGAGGUCAUUUGACCGCUAUGACUAGAGACGGUAAGUUGAUGCCGUCGCAGCCCUCAGUUCGCAUCGUCCUUACCCUCGGGACUUGGGUUAUCCGCGGUACGACGUAUCUUCUCACUGGUGAUAUCAUGCGAAACUUCGGCUCUAAUUGGCUUAUCUUCUUGCAAUUGCUACAGUUUUCACGCUCUUUGGAUGACUCUCCGGUACGUUGUGGUUAUUUGAACUUAUUCGCUGGUGUCACUAUCGUCAUCGCAGUUGCGAAGGAUCGAAGCCGCAAGGAUCCUUCAAUUGAGAACAUGAUUGUGGUGCUAAGUAAAUGUGCAGUUGAGCAUGAGAUGAACAAGAAUGGUAGGGAGAAGUAUGUACUGGCUACGAGGGCUGUGGAGGGGGAGGGGGAGGAAGAAGAUUAUUUGGGGCCGGUGAUAUAUGGUAGAAGUUGGGACGAUUUUCGAAUAUUUAUCCUGCCAUACAUUAUAUAUAUAGAUAUCAAAGAUCUUAUGACUGACACGAGAAAACAUCCUGAAACUUUUCUCGUUGAGGCUAGCUCCUUGAAAGAGAGGAAUAUUCAGAUACUGGAUUCUCGGAUAUACCCAGAUCAUAUACUCACUCAUCCGCUAAACAAAUUCAGUCCUCCCAAGCAUCCCUCUUCAGCUUCAUAA